Messenger RNA from Dermatophagoides farinae (American house dust mite), 2149 nucleotides. Its product is annotated as Na(+)/citrate cotransporter. Gene Ontology annotation, cellular component: plasma membrane. NCBI's taxonomy places the organism in Eukaryota, Metazoa, Arthropoda, Arachnida, Sarcoptiformes, Pyroglyphidae. Gene Ontology annotation, biological process: citrate transport; succinate transport; transmembrane transport. Gene Ontology annotation, molecular function: succinate transmembrane transporter activity; citrate transmembrane transporter activity. The record is from RefSeq and is a predicted model, not a curated record.
UGUAUUUUUCUAUGUCUAGAUCUACUGAUUAUAUGACCAUCUAUAAUAAUCUUUUUUUUAUUACUCAGUCAUUAAAAUUAUGGAUUGAGGAUUUUUACAUUUUUUUUCUUGUUGAUGAGGAUUUUUAUGUUGUUGCAUUAUCCGAUUUUUUUUAAGGUAAUGAGCAUUAAUCUGGUUGGACGAUUGAAUGAUGAUCAAAUGCCAGCCGUCGUUAUUUGGAACGUGAUCGUGUACAUUCAAACUUUUUAAUUCCAUUUUAACUUUUAUCAUUUUGAAUCAACAAGUGUUCACCGACUCAUCGAUUCGAAUGACUCCCCAAUAGAAAGUGACCAGAUUAAUUGGAAAAAGAUAAAGAUGAUCGAUGAAGAGACAAGAUCGAAACUGGCUAUAUGGUGCGCCAUAUUGCGACAAAGUUGGCGAGUCAUAUUUGGUUUAAUUGUUCCAAUUAUUUUAUCUCCGUUAUUGUAUGAUUUGAAUAAUAAGUUGAACAUGGGCGCUUAUGUGUUGGCUCUAAUGGUCCUUUAUUGGAUGUUCGAACCAAUCAAUCUUUACAUAACGGCAUUGAUUCCAGUCGCAUUGUUUCCGCUAUUGGAAAUUGCUACAACAGAAGAGAUAAGUCAGAAUUACAUGAAAGCAGCUAAUAUGAUGUUCUUUGCCGGUUUGAUGAUGGGUAUCUCACUUGAACAUUGUAAUCUCCAUCAUCGGAUUUCACUCAAAGUGAUUAUAUGGUUUGGUUCAAGUAUUCCAUUGUUGUUGGCAGGCGUAAUGAUUGCCACAAUGUUCCUAUCCAUGUGGAUCAACAAUACGGCCACAACGGCCAUGAUGAUACCAAUAGUAGAUGACAUUCUUCAUGAGCUAGCUCUUAUGAACAAGGAUGAUAUUGAACAGCGCACUACCGAAGAUGCUGAACAACUUUCAAACAAAAAAGAUGGUGAUGAAGAUAAGAAAUUGGAUACUUCUUCAAAAAGACUUAAAAAUUUACGGAAAGCCUUUCUUCUGUCCAUUGCUUAUUCGGCCAAUAUUGGCGGAACGGCCACUCUAAUUGGUACAGGAACAAAUUUAGUGUUCCAAGAUGUAUUUUACAAUGAUUAUAAAAUAGAUAUAAGUUUUGCCUCUUGGUUUUUCUAUGCUUUUCCAUCAGCAUUUCUGACUAUAAUUGCCGCAUGGUUAUUACUAUAUCUACUGUACGCUCGUUCUUCAAAAAAUAUCACUGACACUCAACAGGCUAGUCAAUGUAUCAGACAGUCAGCAAGAAUGAAAUAUUCAGAUCUUGGUCCAAUGACAUUUCAUGAAUACGGUGUCCUAACAUUCUUUAUCAUUCUGGUGGCACUUUGGUUUUCAAGAAAACCAGAGAUAAUAACUGGAUGGGCUGAACUGAUUUCCUCAAAUCCACAUAACAUCAAGGAUGCAACACCAGCCAUACUAAUCACAGUGUUGUUGUUCCUCAUACCGGCCAAUUUUCAUCAAUUCUAUGCGUCAAACGGAAAUGCAAGCAGCAAAAUUCAACGACUUCUAUGUUGGAACGUAGUUAAGACCAAAAUGUCUUGGGGCGUAAUUAUUUUGCUGGGCGGAGGAUUCGCAUUAGCUUACGGUACCGAGAAAUCUGGAUUAUCUAGUUGGUUCAGUGAUCAAUUGAGACAGGUACGUCUGGAUCCCAUAGUAACCAUGGUCGUGUUGGCUAUUCUUAGCGGAUUCAUUACCGAAAUGGCAAGUAAUGUGGCUACAGCCAAUGUCAUCUUGCCGGUGGUCAGUAAAUUGGCUAUUCAAAUGAACAUCAAUCCAUUGAGAUUCUUGAUACCGGUUACUAUCUGUAUUUCGUUUGCGUUCAUGUUCCCAGUGUCGACUCCGCCGAAUGCAAUCGUAUUUGAAUACCUCAAAAUGAACAUCAGCGACAUGAUCAAACCUGGCAUAUUGAUGAACGUGAUGGCCAUAACAAUACAACUCAUCUCAAUCAAUACGUUGGGCGUUUGGAUAUUUGAUUUAAAACAUUUUCCAGAAUGGGCAAUCACACCAUCACCCGCAAACCAGACAUUGUCAAUAAAUAUUCCUUCGAUAGUGUGAAUGGUUCGAGCGAUUAUUAUACAGAUUUCGAAAGCAAUAAUAAUCAUUAUCCAGAAUAAAACGAUAAUAAUAAUUAUAAUAACGAUUA